UCCCAUGGAAGCCUGGAAAGAUAUAAAAGGGCAGAGGGGCUGGCGUUGGCCUCGCCGUCCCACAUCGCUACUAUCUCGACACCUUACCCACUUCUAAUCUCUCCACUACAAACAACAUAAUGGCUCCCAUCAUUGGAAAGAAGGCACCGGUGUUCAACACCCAGGCUCUUGUCGACGGUCAGUUCAAGAAGGUUUCGUUGGACGACUACAAGGGCAAAUAUGUCGUGUUGUUCUUCUACCCCAUGGACUUCACAUUCGUGUGCCCAACGGAGAUCAUCGCAUUCAGCGAUAAGAUCGAAGAGUUCCGGAAGCUCAACACCGAGGUCAUCGCCGCAUCAACCGACACCGUCUUCUCCCACCUUGCAUGGACCAACCAACCGCGAAAGCAGGGCGGUCUUGGCGAGAUGAAGAUUCCCAUCUUGGCGGAUGUCACAAAGAAGGUUUCGAGCGACUACGGCGUACUGAUAAGCGACGGCGACGAUGCUGGUGUCGCACUCCGCGGUACCUUCAUCAUUGACCCAGAGCAGAGCCUUCGCAUUGCCCACGUAAACGAUCUGCCGAUUGGCCGGAAUGUCGACGAGUACAUCCGAUUGAUCGAGGCAUUGAGGUUCCAUGCCGAACACGGCGAGGUUUGCCCCGCCAACUGGAAGAAGGGAGGGGCAACCAUCAAGACUGACCCCAACGCGUCGAAAGAGUACUUCUCCCAGGCGUAGAUUUUAGGGGGCGUUAUGUAAAUGACACCCACUGUAUAUACUCCAACGGAAAUGAUGUUUUCCACCCCUUCUUAAAGUUUUUUGAAGUUUCUUCUGGUACGGCUGUUCGAGUCGGGUAUUGUUCAAGUCCAUCAGGAUGGUGUAUCUGUUGAUGUGGUUACCCUCUAGAUGAGCAAUUUCAAUCCGGAGACCCAGUAUCUCAGCUAGCCACGUUGUAUUUCGAAUAUACAGCCUCAUACCAGCCAU
Messenger RNA from Fimicolochytrium jonesii, 959 nucleotides. Its product is annotated as peroxiredoxin-2. Gene Ontology annotation, molecular function: thioredoxin peroxidase activity. The record is from RefSeq and is a predicted model, not a curated record. Lineage: Eukaryota; Fungi; Chytridiomycota; Chytridiomycetes; Spizellomycetales; Powellomycetaceae. Gene Ontology annotation, biological process: cellular response to stress; cell redox homeostasis; response to oxidative stress. Gene Ontology annotation, cellular component: cytosol. The transcript is spliced from 4 exons. Bases 120 to 713 code for a protein of 197 amino acids.